Astyanax mexicanus (Mexican tetra) is the source of this 2329-nucleotide messenger RNA. It is a transcript of the gene fastkd3, whose product is annotated as FAST kinase domains 3. NCBI's taxonomy places the organism in Eukaryota, Metazoa, Chordata, Actinopteri, Characiformes, Acestrorhamphidae. Gene Ontology annotation, molecular function: RNA binding. Gene Ontology annotation, cellular component: mitochondrial matrix; ribonucleoprotein granule. The record is from RefSeq and is a predicted model, not a curated record. The transcript is spliced from 7 exons. Gene Ontology annotation, biological process: regulation of mitochondrial mRNA stability; mitochondrial RNA processing. Bases 133 to 2073 code for a protein of 646 amino acids.
UCGGGUAUCUGCGGCCCGCGGACAUGCGCGGUGUUUACAGAACGUGUCGGAGCACACGCCGAGUCACGGCGACACAGCGGGAAGUGACGAUUAUGUGUUAUGGAGAGGUGAAGGAUGCUAUAGCACUUCUUCAUGGCUCUGGCGGUGCUGACGAGGCUGCACUUGCUGAGGAAAGCAGCAGUUCCCCUGCUCUCCUCUUCAUCCAUUUGGAGCUCCUCGGCUUGUCGUCAGCUGUCGGCAUCUAAAGCAGGACUGAGAUGGAUGUGCAUCGCAAGCCGGGAGCCUGUCUUUCUUGUGUCCGGAUCAAUCCGGCUUUCCCGCGACAGCUCUGUUACAGGACGUCCCACAACUUUGCUUCACCCCCCGAGUUCUGACAAGGAUGGCGUCUUUAAAAAUUCCAUCUCUUCCUGCAUCUCCUCUCAGCAGGUCCUGCGGCUCUUGCGCUCCUUUCCUGAACUUUCGGGUGCUGCUGCUGCCUCUGUUCUCCACCGGCUGGCUGAUCUGGAGGAGGAUGGAGUUGGGGGCCUUCGAGACCCAUCUGUGUUGCUGUCUGACACGGCUUUGGCCGAGCUAUGCUCGAAGCUGGAAAAAGAGUCAGCUGAACUGGACGACGAGGUGGUGAUACAUGCUUUAUUAGGCUGCACUCGUCUGUACUUGGACCCGUCGAGUUGCCUGGUGGUCAGGCUGGUGUCUGAGAGCCAGGUGAGGCUGAACAGAGGGAGCCUCAACAUCACUGCACUCUGCGGGUUAGCGAGGGCCCUUUUCGCUCUGGAAGGGCCGGACUGUGUCAUGCUAGCGGAGGUCAUGAGGCAGCUCAGGAGUAAAGAUGCAUAUCUGUGGAAUAUAAACGAACUGAUUGAUGUCUAUAGCAUGCUAGCUGCUGGAGUGGCUGAAGGUGGGCGCCACCAGGACUUGUUAAAUGAAAUGAACAGCCAGUCACUUAGCCUAGCACCGUGGAUGGACCCUGCAACAGUCAGUAAGACACUAGGAGCCCUUGUUACUCUCAAUCAAGCUCAGGUUGUACCACUAGUGAUUGCCCUCUGCAAAUAUGCCGUAAAACAUGUCCCACAUUUCACAGAUGCAGAAUUAUCUGUGCUGCUGUCCGCGCUCAUGCAUUAUGGAUAUUACAAUGACUUUCUUGUUAAAGCGCUGGAAGAGCACAUGCUUAAGACAGCCUUUAGCACUCACCCCGAGACAAUAAGUAAGCUCAUGCAGUAUUUUGGGCAACUGCGAAUUUUCUCUCCACAAGUUUUCGAUGCAGUUGCUGAAAGCUUUGUGUACAGAGCAGAUGAGUACAGCGCUGAGCAGGUCUCCCAGCUGGUAGCAGCGCUGGGAGUGGUGGGAUAUGUCCCUAAGGAGUCGGGGCGCCUCUUCCGGAAAUUGGAAUCAGUGAUAGAUGCCCGGUUUUCACAGUUUCAACCAAAAUCUCUGCUGGAACUGCUUCAUGCCUGUACCCUGCUGCAGAGAUACCCUCUCAACUUUGUCUCUAAGGUUUUAAGCCCAUACUUUCUGCAGCAACUUCAUGGAGAGAGCAGUGUGAUUGAUUGUGUGGCGCUGGCUCAGCUCAUUCAGCUUUACAUGACUGUGAAGCUGGAAUGUCCAUCCUAUGAUCUGCAGAGUCCAUGGUUUCUACGCAAACUGCACAUGGAGUCGUUCCUGUUUGCAGGGAAUUCAAUAGAGACGGAAAUGGAUCACAAUCUUUGUAGAGAUGUGAUGGUGGGCCUGCAGAGUCUGCUGGGGAACCGAAAUUACUUCACCUCCGGAGUCCUUACACAGUUUGGCUACACACUUGACGUGGAGAUAAAACUAGAUAAAGAAGGCUGUGUCUUGGCUGCCAGUGAAGAUGACGUGUGUAAAAGGAUUGCUCUGUGUAUUGAUGGGCCCAGGCGCUAUGCAUCUAAUGCAAGUCGGCUUCUGGGGAAGGAAGCUAUCAAGCAGCGUCACCUGAGGAUCCUGGGAUAUGAAGUUGUUCAGAUUCCCUACUUCGAGUUCAACAAUCUAAAAAACAAGAAAGAGAGAGUGAAGUAUCUGCACCAGAAGAUCUUCCCUAAAAGCUACAGAUUCAGCUGGUGACGGUUACUUCUCAGAGAGACACGAACAAGCUCUCUCUAAACAAGCAGAAUGGUUCUCACCAAAAACAGCCUAAUUUUUGCAGAAGAGAGACAGCAUAUAAUGUAUUGAAUGUUGUAAAAAUACAGUAACAGAGUGGCUAUGUCAUAGUACUGCUGUUGCUUAUAUUGAGAAUUAUUGAUUAUAUAGCCUCUAAUGUAUUUUUUUAUGAAUAAAUGUCAGUUUUUGUGACAUUAAAGAAACUUUUUAUUCUAAAGUA